This is a messenger RNA of Melanotaenia boesemani (Boeseman's rainbowfish), 483 nucleotides long. RefSeq names its product c-Myc-binding protein-like. The transcript is spliced from 5 exons. Gene Ontology annotation, cellular component: nucleus. Gene Ontology annotation, molecular function: transcription coactivator activity. NCBI's taxonomy places the organism in Eukaryota, Metazoa, Chordata, Actinopteri, Atheriniformes, Melanotaeniidae. Gene Ontology annotation, biological process: regulation of DNA-templated transcription. The coding region runs from base 148 to 462 and encodes 104 amino acids. The record is from RefSeq and is a predicted model, not a curated record.
GAAGGCAUCAUUGAGCCAAGCAGACUCGUUAAAACGACCGUUUUAACCCAAACUUUUUCGACCCGGUAUUUUAUGUGUUUCGCACAAUUAGGAGCUCAGAUAACAACCCGGAUAGGAAAUAUAGUAGCUUUAUAACCGACAAUUAGUAUGGCACACUAUAGAGCCUCAGACUCUAAGAGAGAACAGUUUCGAAGAUACUUGGAAAAAGCUGGAGUUGUUGACAGCCUCACCAGCGUUUUUGUGUCUCUGUACGAACAACCAGAGAAGCCCACCAAUGCGCUGGAAUAUGUCAAGCAGCACCUUGGUGCUGUUGGCCAAAUUUCAUCCAAUACUGAGGCGCUGCAGCAGGAGGUCAUCGACCUGAAGCAGAGGUGUGCACGUCUGACAGCAGAAAAUAAAGACCUCAAAGCAAAGCUGCAGCAAUAUGAGCCUGCAUCAGAAGAUGGAAGCACGGCUAACUAGAGCCCAACAGCACUUUGCAUU